UAAAAUAAGUUAUUACAAUGUUCGUGAUAAAACACAAUAUAUUUUGCAAUACCUAAAUUUUACCAACACUACCUCUUCAGAUAAUUCAAAAAUAUGGUGGCCGGUAUUUUAACGAAAGUUUUAUUUUCGUUGGUUUUCAAUAAAGUUCAUUGCGCACAAGGCGGUAGAGACAAUGGUUUUGGUAAUAGUUAUGUAUGGGCAGGAUCGCUGGAGUCUGGCCUACAGAUAGCAACACACCACAAGAAGCCAAUAAUGGUCAUAAUUCAUAAAUCAUGGUGUUCAGCUUGCAAGAAUUUGAAACCAAAGUUCGCGAACUCAACUGAGAUCCAAACAUUGAGCAAACACUUCGUAAUGGUGAACCUAUUGGAUGAAGAGGAGCCAAAAAAUCAUACAUUUUCGCCUGAUGGCACUUAUAUACCUCGAAUACUCUUCAUUUCCCCGAAGGGUUCAGUCGACCAUGACAUUUACAACGAGGAGGGGAGCAGCCAACACAAAUACUUCUACAGUCGACCGGAACAAAUUGCCAAAUCAAUGAGAAAAGUCCUCGACAAAUAUAAGUUUGAACGAUUUGAUGUAUGAUAUUUCUCCUCUCAAAUUUAAAAUAAACAGUACUGAUAGCAGAUAAUAUGAUAGCAAACAUAUUAUAACGUAAAAUUAAACGUUAUAUGACUUCACAAUUGUUGGAUUUAUUAUUCAAAUAUGAUAUGAAUGAAUUGUGUAUCAAAUAUUGAUGAAUCCAUGUUAAAUAUGAAGUAAUUAUCAAGUGCAUACUCACAUCUUCAACGACCGGCUCGACGUACAUCUCCAUGGUGUUGUUGAGAGACGGCAGCGGCAUCGGCGAGGCCGCGGCCGAAGAUCGCCGUGAGACACUGUUGCAGGAACAUUGCGAAACUGAUCGACGAGAGCGGGGAGAUUCUCUACGGUAGAAAUAUACGAGAUUAAUUAAAAUAUAAAAUCAGUCCUUU
Vanessa atalanta (red admiral) is the source of this 965-nucleotide messenger RNA. Its product is annotated as thioredoxin domain-containing protein 12-like. Lineage: Eukaryota; Metazoa; Arthropoda; Insecta; Lepidoptera; Nymphalidae. Gene Ontology annotation, cellular component: endoplasmic reticulum. The transcript has 3 exons. Bases 94 to 579 code for a protein of 161 amino acids. The record is from RefSeq and is a predicted model, not a curated record.